Messenger RNA from Megalops cyprinoides (Indo-Pacific tarpon), 1179 nucleotides. RefSeq lists its product as uncharacterized. The coding region runs from base 445 to 951 and encodes 168 amino acids. The record is from RefSeq and is a predicted model, not a curated record. The transcript is spliced from 4 exons. NCBI's taxonomy places the organism in Eukaryota, Metazoa, Chordata, Actinopteri, Elopiformes, Megalopidae. Gene Ontology annotation, molecular function: protein-disulfide reductase activity.
CUCACGUUGUUAAGAGUCACAGAAGUACGAUUACAUAUAUGACUUAUGCUCUGUAACAGUCCCAGAAGUCUGCGAACAUAAUUUUUCACAAACGAGGUGAGAUUUGCACGUGCGGAUUUGGUAUAGAGCGGUAAAAUAAAUUGUAAUCGCACUCGUUUUAAUGAAAUAUUAACGGAUCGAACAGAUUACGCAAAAGGCUUUCAUAAUUAGGGGGUCAAAACUUUAUGGUUACAAAUUUUACUGAUACCUUCACGACAUGUGGUGUACGUUUACGAAUAACAGACUAUAAGUGCGCAUUCAGUUUAUGUAUUUACAAACGUGAUACCUAGCUGCUCAACCAGUCGUUGAUGAGAUUCGGGUCAUCACACAGCAGCGACAGCUCCUUCUGAUUGUGACCCUCCAUGCAGCUGCUUUCGGAUAUUACCUUGAUAUUCUCUCGCAGAGAUGCUUCGUAAUGCUUUGACAAGAAUAUCCACAUACACCAACAGAAGGGUAUUAACAAGUCUUUCUUUGAGACAGCCAUACUGUAGCAAUGGACCUAGGGCCACAGACAGCACCAGGGGAGUCAAGGUGUUGUACGAUGGAGAGUGCCCUAUUUGUGUGAAAGAAAUCAGGUUCCUUCAGUAUCUGCAGAAACACCGGCCUGCAAAAGUCGAGUUUGUGGACAUUUCUACGCAAGGUUAUGAUGGAAAGAAAUACGGAGGAAUAACCUACGAGAUGGCAAUGGAGGAAAUGCAUGUGAUCGAUGAACAUGAUAAGGUUCACCGUGGAAUCCCAGCCUUUACCGUCAUGUACAGCGCAGUGGGGCUGGGGUGGCUUGGCCGCUUCAUGUCCUGGUCACCGAUUAGGCCUCUCCUGGACAGAUUAUAUGCAGUCUUUGCUAAGAACCGGCUGAAGUGGACUGGAAGGGAUGCAUGUACUACUGGAACCUGUCACAAGAAGCAACUAUGACAAAUAAACUGAAUGCCUUUUAAAGCAGCAUAUCUCAUACACUACAUCCAGUGGUGGAAGUGACCUUUCUUUUUCAUACUUCCAUGCCUUGUUCCCUCCCUACCUGGGCAGUUUUGCCUAUACAGUCCAUUUUCAAUAGACAGCCUAGUGUAUUUGACCAGGAUCUGUCCUGUUUUGCAUUUUCCACAUGUGUCUCAACAGGGUGUAACUUCUUAUAGGGUCCAACAC